CAGAAAAUCCAUUUUUCUCGGCUCCAAAUGGGUUCACGGCCAAAAAACUCGAGUAGCUUGCGGCUGAGAAGAUCGAGAAGAAAUUCUUCCAAUGAAAAACGACCAAAAAAUGGAGUAGAUAACAACAGUACCAAUGCCGCCGGCGACGAUAAUUCCAUUUCAAUAUCGGAAAAAUUGGAAGCUCUGAAGCAACUUCUCCCAGUCAACAAUGGCGAAUUAAAAGCAGAUCAGUUGUUCGAAGAAACAGCUGGUUAUAUUGUUCUUCUCAGAACUCAAAUCUUCGUUUUACAGAAACUGCUCGAUUUUUGUGACGAUGCAUCUGGUCAGUCUCAACAUAUUAAUGCUGUAUAGUUAGUAGUAAUUAUUUCCUAAUCAAACAUUGCUCUCUUUUUCUUCUUAUAAUUUUUAUUCUUAGUAGUUAGGUUCUCAAUUGAAGGUGAGUUAUGGUAGAGUUUUACAUUUCUUUGAAUCUGAGUUUAAGCGCUGCUGAGCGUAUAUUUCUGUAAUGUCCCUAAUGGGAAUAUUUCAUUCAGAUGAACUAUAUAUUAUGCUUUAAACAA
Molecule: messenger RNA, 560 nt
Organism: Solanum stenotomum
Lineage: Eukaryota; Viridiplantae; Streptophyta; Magnoliopsida; Solanales; Solanaceae
Product: transcription factor PAR1-like
Exons: 1
Coding region: 28-351 (107 amino acids)
Biological process (GO): regulation of DNA-templated transcription
Source: RefSeq, a predicted model, not a curated record